AUGUUCUCGACAUUUACGGGCAGCUCGAAGCGACCCCGUAAUGUCAACUUGAGCGGGCAGGCCGGCAACCCCUUUGCGAAUACCUCAUGGAGCCCCUCGGUCGCCUCGAAUGCCACCAAGACUGUCUCCGAUGCGCAGGCCGAACGGGAGAAACGACAGAUCGAGCGGCGGCGCCUCAAGGCCGCUGGCAAGAUUCAGAUGGUGUGGAGAGGCCACAGAACAAGAACAGCGCUGGCCGAGACGCGGAGGGCCAUGUUCGACGACAUUUAUAACUCUUCAUCGAACGCUAGCCCCGGUCAGCGAUCUCUACCUGCGAUUAACCUACUUCUUGCAUUUUUCUCGGCUCGGCGAGCCGACGACAUUCAGCGAGCCGUUACAUUCGCCAGAGACUCAGAUGAAGUCCCUCUCGACCAGAUUAUUCCGGCCAACAUGCAUUCCUGCAGACUAAGGCGUUUUGUGGACAUACUCGUCCAGUCGCUCCACGAAAUCUCCACCCCCGGGAGAGAUCCACUGCAAGACGCAGACAUACUGUUGAAGCUUCUUAUCCAGAUAAUCUCGGACUCUCCUACCAUUGUAAUAAAAUCGAUUGGCCAAUACUUUGAGGCACUAGCACAGCUCAGUCGAUCUCACGAAGCUGGUCAUUGGAAAGAGCUGAUAGCGACGGCCCUCACGAUACCGCUCCAUCAAGAGUCGGAUGAUGCAGAGUCAUGUGCAUACAGUGCCCUCGCCUUUUCCUUCUUGGCAAAGAAUGGCUUGACUCAGUUCGAGGCCAACAUAGACUUGUUUUCAGAGGCUAUUGACACUGGAAAGCUUUCCAUGGCAAUCAUCGCAGACUACGACGUCAAAUCCGGAAGAGCUAUAUUAUCCAAGGACGACUUAUUGUGGCUUUUGGCUCACUUCAUUGACCUUGGUCACAUCCGGCUGAACCCAUCCGAUAAGUUUGCUUAUCUGAGCGCCGUGUUUUCGCAGCUUUCGUUUCUUUCCGCGGAUUUAAGCGCGCGGUCUUCCAUUCGGUCUACAUCAGACGUGCCCUCCAAUGACCCCGAUUCCUCCAUUGCAACGCCUUUUUAUCCUUAUGUCUCACAUCAACUGAGCUCGCUUGUCGAUCAUUCUGGCAUCACUAAGCUUUUGCAUGAUUUCUCGGAUAGUUUGGCAGAGACGAUAAACCGUGAGCUGCAAAGAACCAGCAUCCUCGCCGGCUACAUACUCGCACUUCUUCAAUCCUUUCCGGGCAGCGCCGACGAUACACGUAUGCGGUUGUCCCUCGCCCAGAUUCCAACUACUACUGGCGAAAUACCGACGGUCAAGUUUCUAUGGCAGAUUAUGAAACAGACUUCUAUAUUCCGCAAGCUUCAGAGCGAAUCCGAGAAACCAACGGUCAUGCUGCGCAGGUACCUUCACGGAAGCUCUCGGCCGUUUGGGGAGACGAUCGAGGAUCAAGAAUGGCGCAUUAUCUUGCUCUUCCUUGAACUGUACAUGUUCAUCCUUCGACUCAGUGAUGACGAAGAUUUCUUCAGUGGUAUGAGCAAUCAGCGGUUUGAGAGCAGCUCAGCGAUCUCGCAGCUUCGAGCCUGCAGCUUGUCCCGUGCAGACGUCGAUGCCCUUACCACUGCGUUGAAGAACACCGCCUUUUCACUUCACUACAAAGCCAACGAGGUUGCUCGAAGCCACGAAGAGGCGGAACUGCUUACAGAGUCACGUCUGAAGCCUUAUCUCGGCUCUGAUGGUUCCGUUGAUGGGGCAGCAUCUGCGACGUCCGCAAGAGUCGACUUGGACAGUCUCCGAAGCAUCAUAACGACGACCCUGAGAAUGCUUUAUGAACGGGAUUCGAGAAUGCAUUUCUUGUCCGCGACUCACUGGCUCAUGACAGACAAGCUUGAACAAGAAGACUUUGUUAAUGCCGUCAUCGCGGAAGAAGAGCGACAGAAUCAAGAGGCAGAAGACAAGGACAGCGACGAUGAGGGGAGUCUGUCCUUGGAUGACUACGAUGUCAAUCCGGAAUUCUAUUCCACCGUCGCAGCCCAGAGGCUUUCACGAAACGCCAGGCUCGAGAGAUUGAAGGCACAACAGAUACGAUCGCAGAGAGAUCGCAGGCUGGCGGAAAUGGGCCCGAAGCUUGAAAUAUUGAAGCACAUGCCCUUUGUCGUCCCGUUCGAGACGCGGGUCAUGAUAUUCCGACAGUUUAUUCACCUCGACAGAGUCCGCAGAGACGGUGACAAUCCGUUUCCGAUGUUUCCAAUGCAUCCCUCGGCACGGCACCACGCCCGGAUCCGACGCGGGCAGCUGUUCGACGACGCUUACGAGCAGUUCUACCAACUAGGCGACGGCCUGAAAGAUCCCAUACAAAUCACCUUUGUGGACCAGUUCGAUGCGCCCGAAGCAGGCAUUGACGGUGGCGGUGUGACGAAAGAGUUUCUCACGAGCGUCACUUCGGAAGCGUUCGGGAAUGAAAGGGGUGGUCUGGGCAUGUUCACUCCCAACGAGCAGGGUCUCCUCUUUCCCAAUCCGACGAUUGCGGACACGAUGCGCCAGUCGUUACGGCAGCGUGGGUUGCGGGAUGGCGAUGGCGAAUUCGGAUACGCCAUGGCGAAUCUAUUCAAGCGCUUCGAGUUUCUCGGCCGUAUCGUGGGGAAAUGCAUGUACGAGGGGAUCCUCGUAGACCUGGCCUUUGCUGGUUUUUUCCUCCUCAAGUGGCCGUCGGCAGGAACAAAGGGGGAGAAUGCGUACAAGGGCAGCAUCAACGACUUGCGCGACAUGGAUGCGGAGCUGUACAAUGGGAUGCUACGACUCAAGAACUACGCCGGCGACCUCUCCGACCUCGGGUUCGACUUCACCGUCGAGGAUCAAGUCUCGGCGCCGGGGCAACCGGUGAAGACGGUGACGAGAAAGUUGAUUGCCAACGGCGACUUGACGCCCGUUACCAACGACAACCGUCUGCUAUACAUCUCGUACAUGGCUCGCCAUCGUCUCGUCGUCCAGCCGUCCCUGCAAACGGCAGCAUUCCUUCGGGGACUACACACCAUGAUCAAGCCUUCCUGGCUGUCCAUGUUUAACCAGUCCGAGCUGCAGCGGCUCGUGGGCGGGGACUCGUCCGAAAUAGACAUCAACGAUCUCCGGCACAACACCGUCUACAGCGGGCUGUACGAAAUCGGCGACGACAGGGAGGAGCACCCGACCAUUAAGCUUUUCUGGAAGGUCAUGGAGGGCUUCACCGACGCGCAGCGGCGGGAUGUUCUCAAAUACGUCAGUUCCACGCCCCGCGCGCCACUGCUGGGCUUUUCCCAGUUGAGGCCAAAGUUCAGCAUCAGGGACGGCGGCACGGAUGAGGAGCGGCUGCCGAGCACGAGCACCUGCGUCAAUUUGCUCAAGCUGCCGCGGUACACGAGCGAGAAGACGCUGCGGGACAAGCUGCUCUACGCGGUGACAUCGGGCGCGGGCUUUGAUUUGAGCUAA
Messenger RNA from Drechmeria coniospora, 3453 nucleotides. Its product is annotated as E3 ubiquitin-protein ligase. Gene Ontology annotation, molecular function: ubiquitin protein ligase activity; protein binding. The record is from RefSeq and is a predicted model, not a curated record. Lineage: Eukaryota; Fungi; Ascomycota; Sordariomycetes; Hypocreales; Ophiocordycipitaceae. The transcript is spliced from 3 exons. Gene Ontology annotation, biological process: protein polyubiquitination; ubiquitin-dependent protein catabolic process. The coding region runs from base 1 to 3453 and encodes 1150 amino acids.